AUGGAAGAGUGUAUUCAGAUCGGCAAAGCAUUGAAGAUGGAUGAAGAGGAGGUGAAGUUCACCAUUUGGUAUUUGCACAAGUGUGUGGGGGCCCUUCUCUACUACCCUGACAUCAAGGACAAGGAGUCUUACUUCAAAAACCGUGUCAUCUGCAGUCCCAAUGUUGUCUUCAACAGCAUCAGUCUCCUGAUUGUCGAAUCUCUUCUAUCUCUACACUCAUGUGAUUGGUCGUCUCAAUUCACCGCUGCCGAUAUCAAGAAGUGGCAAGAACUUGGGCAAUUCUCGAUUACUAUGAUUAAACGCUGCUGCUCCAAGUCAAACAAGGCAAAAGUGAAGGAAGGUGAUUUGAUCCCAGUCGACAAACUUGUGAAGUUGCUUGAGCAUGUCAGUCUCCUUGCACCCAUAGUUGGUAAAGGUCGCCGAGAGCCAGUCUACUUCAUGCCAGCUAUCCUCGAAUGUGCCUCAAAGGAUGAGCUUUCAAAUGCUCCAGCCAUCGACUCCAACACGUCCUCUCCAAUCAAGAUCACCUUCAAGUCUGGCUAUGUGCCCAUUGGUGUCUUCUGUGCCAUGAUCAGCAAAUUGGUUUCCGAGGGACAAAAUGACAUUUUGGGGAUGGAAUGGAAUCUGCAAGAAUCUCGUGUCAUGAGAAAUCUAGUUUCUUUCAAUGUCGAUAGCGCCAAACACCACAUCACACUGGUAGCCCACGCCGACUGUUACGAGACUCGAAUCACCAGAAAAGAUGAUUGUGACAUGCAUGAUCUCUGCUCCUAUGUGCUGACUACCGUCCUGUAUGUGAUGAGUGGAAUUAGCAAGAAAAUCGAGCCGAUUAUUGCAUUCGAUUGUCAGUGCCCAAAGCAUCAAAACGCUGAAGAAACGAGUUUGUGCAAGUUGAUGGAGGGUCGCAGUCCUUUCUUUCAGUGUGGGGAUGAUUGUGUUUCUCUGCCACCACAUCAGGAAUGUUGGUUUGCAAAGGAAGUUAAAUUGAAUGAGGCAGCUGUUCUGAAAGCUCUGCCAUUUGCUGACCCAGCUGACCUCUCCUUCAAGUGGACCAGGAAAGGCAAUAAGGUGGCGGGUGGAUCAGAUAACGAGCUCACUGUGGAUAAAGUGACGAGGGAUCAUUGCGAUGGGUUCUACACUUGUGAAGUAUCCAAGAACAAGCAGCUCUCUUUUAAAGUGCACCACUGCUUGAGAAGUAUCAGUGAGGCCACAGCUACAGGUGGUGACAUAUCUCUCAAGACUGUCAAAGAUGCUACUUGGGAUGCUCGUGCAAAGUGGUACCACCUGGCCAUUAACUUGGAUGUGGACUAUGGAACUAUUGAUAGUAUCAGAGAGACUAACUACAAUAACACGGAGAAGUGUUUUGUUGCAAUGCUGGAGGCGUGGUUCAAGAAGGGAUCUCCGAGCUGGUCGGUCAUGGUGGAGGCUUUGAGAGGCCGUGGGGUGGAGGGAGGGACCCUAGCCAACAAUAUCGAGAGAACAUUUAUGAACACUUACUAGUUAGCGAACAAACUUCCACAAUAAUUAUAAACUUGUCCAAUUAGU
This is a messenger RNA of Halichondria panicea, 1542 nucleotides long. RefSeq lists its product as uncharacterized. NCBI's taxonomy places the organism in Eukaryota, Metazoa, Porifera, Demospongiae, Suberitida, Halichondriidae. Bases 1 to 1497 code for a protein of 498 amino acids. Gene Ontology annotation, molecular function: protein binding. The transcript has 4 exons. Gene Ontology annotation, biological process: signal transduction. The record is from RefSeq and is a predicted model, not a curated record.